Vicia faba (fava bean) is the source of this 330-nucleotide messenger RNA. The record is from the annotation of a GenBank genome assembly. NCBI's taxonomy places the organism in Eukaryota, Viridiplantae, Streptophyta, Magnoliopsida, Fabales, Fabaceae.
AUGAGGAAGGAGAAGUCACGGUCUUGCGACCGAAAGAUCGGAAUCGGCGCCGCACACAAAUGUCGGAUCCACCUUCAUCAUGAACUAGCCAUCGUGGAUGUCCAUGGCGCUAAUCUUCUCCGUAUGUUCGCUGCUCGGCCUAUCGCUCAGACGCGAUGCUCCGUCUCAUACUUUGUCUGUCUCCGUCUUCAUCUCCGUCGCGAAAUGGUUUCCGAUUCCAUAUCCGCCGCGCCGGUAAUCGCCUCUGACGGCGGCAAACCCCGAUCCCGGCCGCGAUUCCUUCAGUUUCCCCCUGAUUUUUCUGAAAAACUUUCUUCUGCUGAUUUUUAA